Messenger RNA from Aspergillus fischeri NRRL 181, 1317 nucleotides. RefSeq names its product Ankyrin repeat protein. The record is from RefSeq and is a predicted model, not a curated record. The transcript has a single exon. NCBI's taxonomy places the organism in Eukaryota, Fungi, Ascomycota, Eurotiomycetes, Eurotiales, Aspergillaceae. Gene Ontology annotation, molecular function: protein binding. The coding region runs from base 1 to 1317 and encodes 438 amino acids.
AUGCCUGUUGAUCGUCCGAAUAUGGACGACACUCAAAUUGACCAGCCAUCUCCACCCCCUUCGGUACCCGGUUCUGAAGUUUCCGAAGACGAAUCGCUCGCGGAUCCGCAGCUCGCGUCAACAGAGGGGAGGCAAUCGUGGGACAGGAGAGGUUUUCGGCCUCCAUUGCGAUGGAAGUCCCUGAGAGAAGCAGUCCUUCGGUCUGGUCGUAACUUCAUUAGUCGUUAUGAGAUCGAAUGGAUCCUAGAGAACGAGCAAGUGGACGUGGACGAAAAGGACGCGGAUGGCCGAACAUUACUUUCGCGGGCCAUUGAGAAUGACCAGUACUACGUCGUGGAAGUGUUGCUGAACAUGAAAGCCGACCCCAAUACUCGAGAGGAGCAAAACAGCACCCCAUUCUUUUGGGCUACUUCGCGAAGCCAAUAUCUCCGUUCCCUUUCCCUUUAUAAUGACAUGAUUAAAUUACUUUUGCAGAAAGGAGCAGAUCCGAAUUUAACAAACGACGAAGGGAACACCCCGCUGGCUUUGGCUGCUGCUGAAGGAAAUGAAGAAUUCGUGAAGCUGGUCGUCGAGUCUGGUCGUGUCAAAAUCAACACGCAGGGCGACGAGGAGAAAACUCCACUGAUGUGUGCAGCAACUGGAGGAUGGCCAGAUUGUAUGGGUUAUCUUUUACAACUCCCCACCGAUAUGGGUAGUUGUGCCUGGUGGGAACGGUACCUUCAGACCAGGUCACGGCGGAGACAGAAGGAGCCGAAAAAGAAGACGGGCCCAUCUAAUUUCUCGAAGUCUGACCCGGGGUAUUAUACUGGGCUGCGAAAUCUAAUAUUACAGGUGAAAAGCCUUUCCCUUUUGGACAAGGUGCUUCCGGAAGGGCGCACGUUUCUCUCGUGGGCUGUGGAAUUUGAAGAUGAAGAAAUUGUUAAACUACUGCUAGGUUUGAAAGCGAACCCCAACGUCCGUGAUGAAAUGGAACAUCAGAUGACCCCCUUGAUAAAGGCAUUGAAGCUUGGCAACAUGGACAUGGUGAAUCUGCUCAUGGAGAAAGACAAAUAUUCGAUGCAUAUUUUGGUGGACGAAGCUGAUGAUAUGGGUGAAGAGCAAGCCUUGGAGCUCGCACGCAAGCUUCUAGGACAAGGGUACGAUCUCAACAAGCGGAAUUGGAAAGGUCAGAAUCCCGUCCACAUCGCAUGUCAUAAAGGGAGAAAACGUUUCGUUGAGGAGUUUCUGCAUCCGGAUUAUGGAGAACAAAACGCCUUCGUUCAUGGGCAGGACAAUAGCGGGAAAACGAAUGUCGGACGAGGCCUAAGAUACUCCUAA